Folsomia candida is the source of this 661-nucleotide messenger RNA. Its product is annotated as NADH dehydrogenase [ubiquinone] 1 alpha subcomplex subunit 7. Gene Ontology annotation, cellular component: mitochondrial inner membrane. The transcript is spliced from 3 exons. Gene Ontology annotation, biological process: mitochondrial electron transport, NADH to ubiquinone; ATP synthesis coupled electron transport. Bases 146 to 493 code for a protein of 115 amino acids. Lineage: Eukaryota; Metazoa; Arthropoda; Collembola; Entomobryomorpha; Isotomidae. The record is from RefSeq and is a predicted model, not a curated record.
UUUACAAGCGGCAGGAUGAGAAAAGUCUUAUAUUUUAACAAAAUUCCAGUUUGAGAUCGAGUUCUUCGUCGUACUAUUUGUUGUUAUCAUUUUCUAAGUAAUACUGGUUAACUCCCAUAAUUAAUUAAUUAGCAUAAGCAUAACAAUGGCUCAAGCGCCACUCAAAGCGCGAAACAUUUCUCCAUUGUUGCAAAAAGCUCGGAAUUUUUUGCUUGGUAGAAAACAUGUCCCAGAACGAGCAGCUUUGCGGUACACGCCCCUUGUCGCAGCCAGGACACAGCCUGACCCAAUUCUCCCAGACGGAGAGGCACACAAAAUGUCGAAAAAUCACUACGUCCUAAGAGAUGGGAGGAGAGAGGCUGCACCGCCUGUCGUCGUGGUGGAUGGAUCGUCGCCAAAGACCAAGUUGUUGCCAGCAGAAGGGUCAAAGGAUGCGAACGCUGCAGGAGGGGCUGGCAUUAAGUCACCGGGGUCCAUUUAUCGCUGGGACUAGGAAGGGACAUUGGACCAAGAUUUUAGUUUAUUGCAGUGGCAUUAUGCAAAGUUUAGUCAUUAAUGCGAGUUAGUUUAUUGUGGAUCGAUAAUGUCAAACUCUAUGUAAAAAAUAUUGGUUUAAGUAGCUUAAGGUAAUAAAUACAACAGAAUGAUGAAAAUUAUGAGG